AUGGCGCUUGCUAUCUCCAAUGAAUUUGACUGGCCCCAAUUCUCCAUGUGCACUGGAUUUCAGAAUUCCACAAUUGGAGGAUGGACACAAUCAUUAUAUCUGAAGUUAAGAAACCGAAACCGCUGUAACCACAGGGAUUACCAGAACAUAUCCAGGAAUGGUGGUUCAGCAGGCAAUUUAAAGCACUAUUUAAAAAGUUUGGCACGGAAUCAAGAAAUUGACAAACCCGUGGUUGUUUUCUACGGAUUGAUUGGCAAUGAUGUCUGCAAUAAUCAUGCAGAUACACUUAAAUAUAUGACGACACCUGAUGAGAUGAAAGCUGAUGUGAUGGAGGAUCUUCAAUACCUAGAUACCCAUUUACCAAAUGGAAGCCAUGUAAUUUUAAUGUCACUAGCUGACGGACGAUUCCUCUGGGACUCCUUACAUGACAGAUAUCACCCCAUUGGACAGUUUAAACAAGGAUGUCACAUAUGCGCAAUUCUAUGAUUUCCUGAGCUGUCUUUCGAUGAACCCUUGCGUAGGUUGGAUGAACAAAAAUGACACACUCCGAAAUCUAACCACAGAGAGAGCUGAACAGCUUUCCAAAGUCCUUCAAGACAUAACAGCUUCUGAGACGUUUACACAUUUUAAGCUUAAUUACUACGAAAAUUUAUAUAAGAAAGUGAUUGCAAAAUGGGAAAGUUUUGGAGGAAAGCCAUGGGAUCUGCUGGAGCCAGUGGAUGGAUUUCAUCCUAAUCAGAAAGCCUCUGCAGUUGGAGCAGAUCUGCUCUGGGAAGAAGCAAUGCAAAGAUGGCCUGGACUUUUUGGAAAAGAGAAUCCUUUUAACAAAGAAAUAAUAGCAAGAUUUGGAGACCAAGGUGGACACUAA
Molecule: messenger RNA, 868 nt
Organism: Staurois parvus
Lineage: Eukaryota; Metazoa; Chordata; Amphibia; Anura; Ranidae
Source: the annotation of a GenBank genome assembly